AUGUACGCCAAUGACGAUCAGCUGAUCAGCGCCACCAGUAGAAAUUUCUCAGUUGAGCGCGUCGGUUCGUGGGUAGGUGCGACGCGAGUGUCGGCGCCGAAUUCGGCUUUUCAGAAGUUGUACCGAGUCCAAGAGAAAACCAAUUGCGACGAGUUGAAAGUGUCUCGCGGUGAACUCGAGCGAAUUCGAUAUGUGUGUCUCAAAUUCAACAAUAAUGAAUGGUGUCGUCGGAUGGUGGAAUUGAGAAAGCACAUUGAGACGAUCAAUGAGCUGAAGACGCGUUAUUGUCGGUCUCCGAAUCAGCAGCAGUUGAUUGAAAUGGCUCAGAGCGAGUUCCGCAAGGAGUACAAUUUUCUCAAGGAGCGCAGCGAGACUUCUCGCGAUAUUUCGCCGAUAUGUGUUCUAAUGGACGAGAUUCACCCGAUAGCCCAUGAACCGAUUUACAACAUCAUUGCCAUUCUGAUAAUCGUUCUAAGUGUGAUGAUCAUCCUUCGAAGCUUGGUUAGUGAUUGGGUUCAGGGCUUAUUGGAAAAUGCUGCCGAUUCUGUUCAUCGUUUUCAUGAGUUGGCGCACAAAAUUCGGCCAAUCGCUUAUGGUACGUUGAAGGCGCGGCGAGACCCAAGCAUUCAGUUCCAGACGCUUUUGUCCGUUUCGAUUCAAUUGAUCGCUAAUGAAAUGUUCAAUUAUUGGAGACGCUGGAUUCCAUCAUCAGCCGAAUCGAAUCCAUCAUUGGGCGAUGACGAAAUCGGCAAUCAACGAGCGAUUCGUGACAUUCAAACGAUAUUUGUGAAGCUCAAUAGCUUGAUUGAAGCCAAAAUUUCGAUGAAGAUCUGGGAGCGAUAUUUAGAGGGACUGAAAAAAGAAUUGGAAUUAGUACAAGAUGGCCGCGAGAGUAUGAUGCGCUAUCGGACCAUCAUCAAUGAGCCGCUCGAUAGCCAACAAAAUUUGCGGGAAGCUGUCGAGAUGUUCGAGCUUCUUUUCAAUGUUCAUCGAACGAUCAACGGCGAAUAUGAAUGGCUGACGUCGCAAUUCAGCGCGAGCCACCACAAAACUUUUAUAAAUAAUCUAAGGAAAUGGUUGAAGCAGAUUGAGAAAAUUUGUGCGAACGCGAAAUCGAGCAUGAUCAACUAUGGCGAAAGUAUGAAAAUCAAUUCGUCAACGGAAAGCGAUUCUCGAUUGGUCGAUGAGUACGACAGAAUGAUGAACUCGAUCGGCGAACUCACACCGAAUUUGAUACCGAGCGUCGAAAUGAUUCUGAAUUCGCAAACCGACGUCAACUUCGAGGUUCCAACGUCGCAAUUCAAAACGCCAUUGUUUUUCGCAAUGGCUCAAAAUGCCGAAGAAGCGCAUCGCGAAGCCAUUGAAAGAUUGUUGAGAGAACGAGAAGAAUCUUGGUCCUUGCGAGACCAAGAGAAAGACGAAUACGAAAAGCUGGAAAUUCUUCAGAGCCAGAAUCCGGAGAAUUCAAUGUUGGCCAUUCUAAUGGAUUCGAUUCAUCAAAUUGCUUCCAAAUGCUACCAAGUCGAAGAGGAGAUCGAAAAAUUCAUGACAAAGUACGUCAUAAAGUGCAUUGAAGAAUGGAUGAACCACGAAAAAAAUAUGGAAGUUAAUUCGAUUUUGACAAGAUUAUUGGAGGAAAUCGGAAAGACGCGUGGAGUGUGGUCCACAGCUCCAAUCCUAUCGAAAGAGGUUAAUCACGAAUUUUGCGGAUCGGUGAGUCGAGAAUCUCAGGAAAAUUUUGGGAAUUGUUAUGCUUCAACAAGGCAAGAAGCUGACAGCACAGAAUUCGUGAGGCGACAACCAUCAUCGUAUGAUUCUAAAAUUGAGGAAGAUUCGAGAAUUGCGGAAUUUGAGAAGAAAUUGAAAGAAGAUCAAAUUAGAUCUGCUGGAAUUUUAGACGAAGCGAAAAAACACAAGGAAGAAAUGGAUAAAGAAAUUGAAAAAACGCAAAGAGAAGGUCAGGAGAAAAGAAAAGCACAAGAUGAGGCGAGUCGAAGAAGACAGGAAGAAAUUGAAGCAAAAGCGGAGGAAAUGAAACGACAAUUCGAAAGACAAAACCAAGAAGCUGAAAAAGCAUUACCAAUCAUUUUUAAAGAAACUGCGGAAUUUGAAAAAAAAUCGAAAGAAGAUCAAAUUAGAUUGCCUGAAAUUAAAGCAGAGCUGAAAAGAAAAGCGCAAGAUGAGGAGAUUCGAAGGGAGAAUCAGAAAAAAAUCGAAGAAAUAGAACAACAGAAUAGAGAAUUCGUCGAAAGACUUAGAGAACAGGCCGCUUUGAACGACUAUGAGCCACCAUUGAUUAAUUUUGAAAUUGAGGAAGAUCCGAGAAUUGCGGAAUUUGAGAAGAAAUUGAAAGAAGAUCAAAUUAGAUCUGCUGGAAUUUUAGACGAAGCGAAAAAACACAAGGAAGAAAUGGAUAAAGAAAUUGAAAAAACGCAAAGAGAAGGUCAGGAGAAAAGAAAAGCACAAGAUGAGGCGAGUCGAAGAAGACAGGAAGAAAUUGAAGCAAAAGCGGAGGAAAUGAAACGACAAUUCGAAAGACAAAAUCGAGAAGCUGAAGAAGCUCAUCGAGAAAAAAUGGAACAAAUUGAAAAUGAGCGACGAGAAAAUCGGGAGAAAUUUGAAAGGAAUCUCGAAGAAAAUGCGAGAAGAAUGAAAGAAUUAAUGGAGGAAGUUAAUCGAGCAGUUAAUGCGCGGAUAAUGACAGAAAACCAAAUAAGGAUGUGGAAGGAACAUCUGGAUUCGCUUAGAAGGCAAAUUGAGAAUGUCAGUAAGCAGAAUUUGGAUCGAUACGUUGAGGAACUCAAAAAUCGAUACAGUGAUUUCGGAUUGAAGUUAGUCAAGUCUCAAACAGACCAAUUAAUGGAAGCCGUCGAAUAUCUUCAUCUCGAAAUGUGUGAUGAAUACGAAAAGCUGGAAAUUCUUCAGAGCCAGAAUCCGGAGAAUCCAAUGUUGCCCAUUCUAAUGGAUUCGAUUCAUCAAAUUGCUUCCAAAUGCUACCAAGUCGAAGGGGAGAUCGAAAAAUUCAUGGUAUUCAAUCAUUUGUAA
Molecule: messenger RNA, 3045 nt
Organism: Caenorhabditis bovis
Lineage: Eukaryota; Metazoa; Nematoda; Chromadorea; Rhabditida; Rhabditidae
Source: the annotation of a GenBank genome assembly